GCUGUUCACUUUUCUGAAGGAAAUCGUUGGGCGCAGAUAGCAAUUUUUUCUGAGAUUUGCUAAAAAAUUGAACGCAGUUGCUUUUUCCGGCUCUUAUAGUAUUUAAAAUUUUUUUUGUUUAGAUAAAGAAUUUAAUUUCAAAAUUUUCAGUCAUCUAAAAUGUAUCUUACUAAAUUGAAUAACGUUGGUCGCCGACUGGUUCCACUGGUGCUGCGGUCAACGCAGAGUACAACUCGCGCUAUUAGCACCACCAUAGCAAAGGCAGAAAUAUUUCAGGUGCAAAGUGCUGAAGAUUUCGAAAGUAAAGUUAAAAAGAGUGACAAGCCAGUAAUAGUGGAUUUUUUUGCAACAUGGUGCAACCCAUGUAAAAUGUUGACUCCACGCAUUGAAACGGUCGUUGGUGAAAAAGCUGGUGCAAUAAAUUUGGCUAAAGUAGACAUUGAUGAGCACAGUGAUUUGGCACUUGAUUAUGAUGUUGGCGCUGUACCAGUCUUGCUGGUAAUGAAGGAAGGCAAAGUGAUAAAUCGUAUGGUCGGUUUGCAGGAUACCGACAAGAUUCGCGCGUGGAUUGAUAAAGCCGUGGAAGAAGCCAAAUAAUUUGCGAACAACAGCUGAAGGAGAUUGGUGUACAAGUUUGUGGUUCCAUCCCCCCCAAAGAACAGUGUUUGCAAUUGAAUAAAAGAAUUAUCAGAUUCGAGUAUUGCCGAUUACGUUGAACCUUGUUAAAUAUAAAUUAAAUUAAUGCGCUUUAUUAACGGAA
Messenger RNA from Rhagoletis pomonella (apple maggot), 760 nucleotides. RefSeq names its product thioredoxin, mitochondrial. The coding region runs from base 160 to 597 and encodes 145 amino acids. Gene Ontology annotation, molecular function: protein-disulfide reductase activity. The record is from RefSeq and is a predicted model, not a curated record. NCBI's taxonomy places the organism in Eukaryota, Metazoa, Arthropoda, Insecta, Diptera, Tephritidae. The transcript has 2 exons. Gene Ontology annotation, cellular component: cytoplasm.